CACACUCUCCCCACACAGAAAAGCUUAAAUAUCAAACCUCCUUGCCUACCAAUGAAGGGAAGCUUCAUACUGUCAUUCACUCAUUCUCAUCCCAUCAAUCUUGUUGUCGGAUAUUCGCCGGUAAAGUAGACGGGGACAUCGGAUUCUGACAUGUACGUACUCAUUGAUGACUUCUGAUCAGACCUCCACAGCAGGCCAAGGAGGUAUCAGCUCUCUGGUGUCCCCGCAGUUCUCGAAUUUGGUGAUCGUUUUAAUCGUGUGGAGAUGUUUCUCGUUCCUUGAAUUUACAGAAACGAUCGAGAUGAUCUCUGCGGAUCAGAGAGGCUGCUCCUGAGAUUAUCUGAGCAAUUCAAGGGACGUUUGAAGCUGAUUUUCAUGUUUGUUUCCUCUCCAAAUUGGUGAUAUAUGGUUGUUUGUAGAUUUCUAGCUUUUGUUUAGAGGUUGUAUUUGAAUUUUUGAAGGAUAUUUCUCAGUCUGCAGAAGAUAUUAGUACGACAAGAUCGGAGAAUAGAAGGGUUUCGACAGAAAUUGAAGAUCUUAUUGCUAGCUAGCAGAGUGAAUUAGACGGUUGGAUAUCGUAGAUGUAACAUGCAUAUAUAUGCUCGAUAUAUCUCUAUGCAGUAGUAGCCAGCUAGCUUGAGUAAGCUCAGUUCGUCGUGUGCUGAAGUGGGCUAGAAUCUGAACAUUACAAGUAGUGUUGGAAAUUUCUGAAUACCAAAAGUCAAUAAUAUAGAGAAGCUGAAGCCUUUGUAAACAGAAAGCAAAAGAAGAGAUGGAUGGUGUAGCCAAGGAGGAGUCACUGCCUCCAGGGUUUAGGUUUCAUCCUACCGACGAAGAACUCAUCACUUACUAUCUCACCCACAAGAUAUCUGAUGCGAAUUUCACUGGAAGAGCAAUAACAGAUGUUGAUCUCAACAAGUGUGAACCAUGGGAGCUCCCAGGGAAGGCGAAGAUGGGAGAAAAAGAGUGGUACUUCUUCAGUCUUCGAGAUCGAAAAUACCCAACAGGAGUACGGACCAAUCGUGCCACAAAUGCUGGUUACUGGAAGACAACUGGAAAAGACAAGGAGAUCUUCAACAGUGUUAGUUCAGAGUUAGUCGGGAUGAAGAAGACAUUAGUUUUCUACAGAGGGAGAGCUCCUAGAGGAGAGAAAACUAACUGGGUCAUGCACGAAUACCGUCUCCAUUCAAAAACAAUCUUCAGAACUGCCAAGGAUGAAUGGGUGGUUUGCCGAGUUUUUCAAAAGAGUGCCGGAGGGAAGAAAUACCCCCCCAACCAACCAAGAGCCAACCCAUACAACCUCGAAAUUGGGCAAGGUGGCAUGGCGCCGGUAGUGCCGGCAGACACUUAUCACUUUCCGGUGGGAAGAAACUAUGUGGGCAAUGCUGAUAUAGAAGAGAUCUCAAGGGUCCUACGAGGGGCACCAAACGGCAACAUACAGGUCCAAUCUCAGCUAAACUACCCAGGAGCCUUCACAAUCUCGGGAUUAAAUUUGAACCUUGGAGCUUCAACCCAGCCAGUGUGGCGGGCCAUGCCGCCGGUCUUGAACCAGCAGUCUGUAGCCAUGGAUGCAUCUUCAUCCAUGUUGACUAACUGCAUGCUUCCAUCUGACGCUGGAUAUAACAUAGACAUGAAUGCAGCUGCUAAUAAUAGGUUCCAACAUAUGGACCCAUGCGUGGAACUUGAGAACUGCUGGCCUCCCUACUAAGGACAAGGGCCUUAGACUAGAUAAAUGAGACAACUCCCUUGCUAUAGUACAGCUUGAUGAUGCAAACAUAGAAGCUUUUAUCUCUCUCUCUCUCUCUCACUUUUUUCCCUCUCCUCUAAGUAUAGUUUGAUGAGAAAGCUUUUGUAUGUUGUUUUCAUUUUCCCAUUUUAAGAGGGUAACGAAAUGCAUGCUUCUAGUAAUAUUUUUGGUAUUUCAAUUA
Molecule: messenger RNA, 1928 nt
Organism: Nelumbo nucifera (sacred lotus)
Lineage: Eukaryota; Viridiplantae; Streptophyta; Magnoliopsida; Proteales; Nelumbonaceae
Product: NAC domain-containing protein 100-like
Biological process (GO): regulation of DNA-templated transcription
Molecular function (GO): DNA binding
Source: RefSeq, a predicted model, not a curated record